UUGGAUGGAAGGCCUUCGCCUGUGUCUCCGGGCUGUGAUCACCCAGUCAGUACUCUGAUUAUUUACAGCAGGCCAUUUAAAAAACAAAUCGGGUCAGGGGGAAGAUAUGUGUGCCGUCCAAUAUCUCUUAUAAAAGGAUUAUAUGCGAUCGCAGAGAAAGCCUGGGAUAGUGGGACGGAUUGUUAUUUUGGAGACAUUUCAAACCCUCCCGUUGAUUGAUCAUUAAUGUGCAAAAAAAAAGCAAACGAAUUUUAAACAUAGCCGUUUAUGGCACCCAAUGAUUCAUGAACAUUUGUUUUCCAGACAAGUCUUGGCUCUUUAUAAAGACUCCGUCAGCAGCUAUACCUUGGCUCAAGGACUAGCAGCACUACUGCGAAUUUGGGAACUCCUGCUUAUCGAUUGCGUGGUGAAUCUGAAAUAUUAUGUCUUGCUCUGCUUCUAUCGUCAGUGGCUAAGGUCAACUGCCAGGAGGCUAUUGGAAGAAAACGUCACGUGAAUCGGGGUGCCAAUGUUAUUCGAUAAGGGUGCAAGGACCCUGACAGUUUGUGAAAUAAAUAUUGGGAAACUGCGAGAUGCAAAAAACGACGUACUACGACAACUGUACUCUAUUCGGUGGAUACACAUACCAAGGAGCAAAUGGUUUCAGCUAUGAAGUGGCGCAGGAACCCUAUCCACCAUCUUCUCACGUUGAAAGUGAUUACCAGAGGUCGGCCUGCUCCCUUCAGCCAGCUGGCACUAGUGCUCCGCAUCCCAAAUCUAAAGACAUCAAUGGAAGCUGCAUGCGUUCGAAUCUCCCCGAGCACCGCCAACCUCCACCUAUCUCACCUCCCCAAAAUCCCAGCAACAACUCGACACAACCAGGCACCAGCAAGACUCUGCCCAAGUCUUCCCACACCUCCACACCCAGCCUCACCAAGCAGAUAUUCCCAUGGAUGAAAGAGUCACGGCAAAACUCCAAGCAAAAAAAUAACAACUGUCCCAGCACAGCUGAAAAUGUCAGCGGGGACAAAAGCCCGCCGGGUUCUGCCUCAAAGCGAGCGCGCACUGCCUAUACCAGCGCGCAGUUGGUGGAACUGGAGAAAGAAUUCCAUUUUAACCGUUACCUUUGCAGACCUCGCCGAGUGGAGAUGGCGAACCUGCUUAACCUCAGUGAACGACAGAUCAAGAUCUGGUUUCAGAACCGCCGGAUGAAGUACAAAAAGGAUCAAAAAACGAAAGGCAUAGUGAGUUCUUCCGGAGGACAAUCGCCCACGGGAAGCCCCCCGCUUUCCGUCCAGCCCCCCACUGGAUUUGUAAACGCCAUGCAUUCUCUUGCUAACAACUCUGCCUAUGACGCCCCAUCACCGCCGCCUUUCAAUAAACCUCAUCAGAACACUUAUGCUAUGACCACGAGUUACCAAAACCCGAUGAAAGGUUGCCCAUCUCAGCAACAGAAAAGAUAUCCUGGGACAGCUCCAGAAUACGACCCCCAUGUACUACAGGGGAAUGGCAACUAUGGGACACCAAACUUGCAGGGUAGUCCUGUGUACGUUGGCGGGAACUAUGUGGAUUCUAUGUCCGCUUCGGGGCCUUCUCUCUUCGGCCUCAAUCACCUUUCUCACCCUCCAAGCACAAACAUGGACUUCAAUGGUGCUGCUCAGAUGGCUCCCAGUCAGCACCAUGGACCUUGUGACCCACAUCCAACCUACACAGACCUUUCAUCGCAUCAUCCUUCUCAGGGAAGAAUUCAAGAAGCUCCCAAGCUGACCCAUCUGUAGCAGGCCUAAGCAGGGAGAUUUACUGAAGAGAAGUAAAUAACAAGUUAUCCUUUCCUUUUCUCAUGAUACCUCUUUGACCCAUUCCUUAUUCGUGUCUUCUUAUUCAUAUAUGCUGACUUGUAUUAAUAUAUUUUGCUUACAUUGUCCACUCACA
Messenger RNA from Carcharodon carcharias (great white shark), 1911 nucleotides. Its product is annotated as homeobox protein Hox-B3a-like. Gene Ontology annotation, cellular component: nucleus. Gene Ontology annotation, biological process: regulation of transcription by RNA polymerase II. The transcript is spliced from 6 exons. Lineage: Eukaryota; Metazoa; Chordata; Chondrichthyes; Lamniformes; Lamnidae. The coding region runs from base 573 to 1757 and encodes 394 amino acids. The record is from RefSeq and is a predicted model, not a curated record. Gene Ontology annotation, molecular function: DNA-binding transcription factor activity, RNA polymerase II-specific; RNA polymerase II cis-regulatory region sequence-specific DNA binding.